Messenger RNA from Prunus avium (sweet cherry), 1903 nucleotides. RefSeq names its product Tetratricopeptide repeat (TPR)-like superfamily protein. Gene Ontology annotation, molecular function: mRNA binding; protein binding. The record is from RefSeq and is a predicted model, not a curated record. NCBI's taxonomy places the organism in Eukaryota, Viridiplantae, Streptophyta, Magnoliopsida, Rosales, Rosaceae.
CUUCCGUCUCAUCUGCUUUCUCACAGACCUCAUCUCUCCCCUUCUCUCUGCUAAUUUGAGCUCUCAUUCAUUCUCUCUGAAACCUUCAAGUCAAAAACCAAGCUGCCCAGGUUGCUCCACCAUGUUCUUCCCUUAAAACCUCCUACUCUCCCUCUAAAUUCAGACCCACCCAGAACCCAUAAUGCCCUUAAGUCUCUCACCGAACUCUCUCCAUCCCUCCACAUUGGCAUUUGCCCAAAUUUUUUCACAAAACUCCAACCUUACACAGCCAUGGCUUCCACACGUACUUCUUCGGAGGCGACCCAUGACCCGAAUUUCCUGCGUUUCGACCCGACCCAAAAGAAAACCGGGAACGAAGACCGAGGACCCGGAUGUGCGUGAGGUGGUUCGUAUGCUCAUGAGGAGUUUCAGUGACAAAGAGCCCUUGUUGAAGACGCUCAACAAGUACGUUAGGAUUGUUAGAACUGAGCAUUGCUUUCUGCUUUUUGAAGAGCUUGGGAAGAGUGACGAGUGGCUUCAGUGCUUAGAGGUGUUCAGAUGGAUGCAAAAGCAGCGCUGGUAUGUUGCUGAUAAUGGCGUCUAUUCGAAACUGAUUUCGGUUAUGGGAAAGAAAGGCCAAACUCGGAUGGCCAUGUGGCUCUUCUCUGAGAUGCGUAAUAGUGGGUGCCGGCCUGAUACUUCUGUUUACAAUGCACUCAUCUCAGCCCACCUCAACAGCAAGGACAAAGCAAAGGCUUUGGACAAAGCUCUCAGAUACUUUGACAAGAUGAAGGGGAUGGAACGGUGCCAACCCAACAUUGUGACAUAUAAUAUUCUUUUGAGAGCUUUUGCACAAUCUCGAAAUGUAGAAAAAGUUAACUCUUUGUUUAAGGAUCUUGAUGAGAGCAUUGCUUCCCCUGACAUCUACACGUAUAAUGGUGUAAUGGAUGCAUAUGGGAAAAAUGGGAAUAUCAGAGAAAUGGAAUCUGUUCUUUCUCGCAUGAAAAGUAAUCAGUGCAAGCCUGACAUCAUCACCUUCAAUUUGCUGAUUGAUUCAUAUGGGAAGAAACAACAAUUUGAUAAGAUGGAACAGGUAUUUAAGAGCUUACUUCGUUCCAAGGAGAAACCAACACUUCCUACAUUUAAUUCAAUGAUCAUAAAUUACGGGAAGGCAAGGCUUAAGGAGAAAGCAGAAGAUGUGUUCAAGAAGAUGAUUGACGUGAAAUACACACCAAGCUUCAUAACCUAUGAGAGUCUUAUCAUGACGUAUGGGUUCUGUGAUUGUGUUUCAAAAGCUAGGGAGGUAUUUGACAGGUUGGCUGACUCUGGAAAGGAGCUAAAAGUGUCAACGCUUAAUGCGAUGCUUGAUGUCUACUGCAUGAAUGGUUUGCCCGUGGAAGCUGAUAAGCUUUUUGUGAAUGGAAAUAGCAUUGGGGUGCGCCCAAAUGUAUCAACAUAUAAACUUCUUUAUAAGGCGUACACUAAAGCCAACAUGAAGGAGCUUCUAGAGAAACUGCUGAAGUGCAUGGACAAAGAUGGUAUUGUCCCUAAUAAGAGGUUCUUUCUAGAGGCUCUGGGAGCAUUUUUCUCUUCACCAGGGAGUCCAGGUUCCGUGACUGCAACCACUAGUUUGAGCAGGCCACAGGAUGGGCAAAAACUUAGGAGAAUGCGGAGCCACAUGUAAAUGACUUAUAAGAACGGAAGCUAAGUUUUGUAGAAAUUUAUUAGAAAGAGUAGCAACCUUUUACUCCGGAAAGUUUUGGUUUGUAUUAUGUAGUUCAUUCUUUUCUGUUCUUAACAAUGUAAGUGGUGAUGACACUCGUCUAUGGCCAGAUUGCUUAUCUGUGUAAACCCCGAUUGUUACAUUGAGUAUACUGUGUAUUCUUUGGUAACUUCUCAAAUAACUUACUAGGCAUUUGACAUA